Messenger RNA from Sitophilus oryzae (rice weevil), 1496 nucleotides. RefSeq names its product uronyl 2-sulfotransferase-like. Gene Ontology annotation, cellular component: membrane. Lineage: Eukaryota; Metazoa; Arthropoda; Insecta; Coleoptera; Curculionidae. The transcript has 5 exons. Gene Ontology annotation, molecular function: sulfotransferase activity. The record is from RefSeq and is a predicted model, not a curated record. The coding region runs from base 248 to 1261 and encodes 337 amino acids.
ACUAGAAACCAUCAAUCAAAUCAACAAAGUGAUGAAUCCACGUGCGUACCACCCGGUACAUAUUGUGAGGGAGCUAAUACAACAACUAAGAACGAAAUUAAAAGUACCUUUCACCUUUUGGUGGACCGGCUUCAGUAUACAGAUGUUUGACCCAGUAAAAAGACGUACCACCAACUCGCGCUGCAUUUUUUUCUGCAAAUCUCUCUCAUAUUCCUGCGGUACCACUUUAUUUAAAUAAAAAUAAAAAAUGAUUAGAAGAAGACGACUUAAAACACAACUAUACCUAAUUAUAAUUUUUGCAAUUGUUAGUGGAGGAAUUUUGUACAGUAACAUCAAAUUAAAUCGUGAAACAUAUAACAGUGAUGUGAUUAAUUUUAAUCUUAAUAAUUUACCUAAAAAAGCUUUGCUAAGUGUGAGAAAUACGCCCAAUUCUAGUAGUACUACUGAAGUUUACUACGCACCAUCGAGUAGUACCAAGAAAAAGUACGUUACAAAAUCGAUGAACGAGUUGGGAAAAAUGGACGAAAUUAACAAGUACUUUUUGUUUCUAAAUUGGAUGACUGGAAGCGGUGCGGAGAUGUUGGUGUUUUUGCUGGAAAAAAUUCAGGGGAUGAAUAGUUUCAAGCAUGUGAGAUUAAAGGGCAAGCAGAUUUUGAGCAGUCAUCAGCAGGAAACGCUGAUCGAUGACAUGAACGAGAUAAGAAGGAGCAUGGCGGUACCGCUGAGCUUCGACAGGAACGUCUACUUCGUCAAUUUCACUUUCUUCGAAAGGCAGUCGCCGACUUACCUUGGCUUGGUUAGACAUCCCAUAGCCAAAGUUGUAUCGCAGAGCAUCUGGAGAAACAACACCGACAUAGCUGAAUGCUUACUCAAAAAUCAAAAUAACUGCACUUCAAAAAUCGACUCAAAGAACUUCACAAUACCCUGGUUCUGUGGAUUCGACCCCAGAUGUAUGAUUAUUAAUAGCGAUUGGGCAUUGAAACAAGCCAAAGAAAACGUUAAUAGAUUUUACCCGGUUGUAGGAGUUUUGGAACAAUUUGACAACACUCUGAAAGUCUUGGAACAUAAAUUACCUCAGUUUUUCAAAGGAGCUAAUAACAUUUUCAAUGCUACAUUAAUUGAUAUUUUCAAGAAUAAAAAAGAACCAGAGAUUUCAAAAAGUAUGGAGAACACUUUAAGAGAGCCAUUGAAAAAUGAACUGGAAUUUUAUAUAUGGAUUAAAAAAAGAUUAGAGAACCAAAUUAUGGAUAUAGAGACAUGAAAAGAAAUUCUGGAAGAUUUUUGAAGAAUAAAGACUGAUUAGUGUAAACUUUUUUACCGUUGUUCCUCGUAAUAUGUAAUUAAUUUUAAAAUUGUACAGAAUACUAGUUAAGAGAAACAUUAUACAUAUGCUUUCAGUUCCUAGUCCAAUUCAUAAGAUACAUACAAAAAACUAGCUACACUUUUACAGGGAAACACCCUUUUCUACAGGAGAUAGACGAAAACUAAUAUCGGUG